AUGCCGCUGCUGCGGCUGCUGCUGCAGCAGCAAAACUUGCUGCAGCCACUUUGUGCAGCGCGCAUGCAGGCGCUUCAGCGGCAGCAGCAGCGGCUGCUGCUGCAAGGAGGCCUGCUGCGGCUAACUGCAGCAGCAAGGAAGCAGGCGUUGAUGCAGCUGCAAGAGGGCCUGCUGCAGCUACCUGCAGCAGCAGGGAUGCAGACGUUGCUGCGGCUGCUGCCCGGCCUGUCGCUGGCGCAGUGCGUGCAGCAGCAGCUCCUGCUGCACCACCUGCAGCGGCUGCUGCUGCUGCACCUGCUGAAGCAGCAGCUGCUGCGCAACCUGCAGGCGCUGCUACUGCUGCAGCUUAUGCAGCAGCAGCUGAUGCACCACAUGCAGGCGCUGCUGGUGCUGCAGUGGAUGCAGCAGCACCUGCUGCACCACCUGCAGGCGCUGCUGCUGCUGCAGCUGAUGCAGGAAGCCAGGGCCUUGCUGCUGCAGGGCGCACGGUUCCUUUAG
Messenger RNA from Eimeria tenella, 498 nucleotides. RefSeq lists its product as uncharacterized. The coding region runs from base 1 to 498 and encodes 165 amino acids. The record is from RefSeq and is a predicted model, not a curated record. The transcript has a single exon. Lineage: Eukaryota; Apicomplexa; Conoidasida; Eucoccidiorida; Eimeriidae.